AACCACGGUCUCGCUCCCCACCGUAUCAGCUAGCAUUCCUCUCCGCACGCCGGUUUCGCUGUUUCUCGUAGCCUAUAAAUCCGGCCGGAGCACCCAGCUCUGCCCCAUCCCAUCUCACACACCACUACUCAUCUUGCCUCACACACUUCACUGCUAGCUACUAGUAAUUCACUUCCUUGGGUUCUCGUGCCACCGAGCUCUCUCCCGCGAAGAUGUCGACGGUGACCCCUGCCUACCUCGACCAGAGGCUCGCCGCCGCCAAGCGCUCCUCCAGAGAGGCCGCCAUGGCGGGAGCCAAGGCCGCGGCCGUCGCCACCGUCGCCGCCGCAAUCCCCACCCUGGCGAGCGUGAGGAUGCUGCCGUGGGCGAGGGCGCACCUCAACCCAACCGGGCAGGCGCUCAUCAUCUCCACCGUCGCCGGGAUGGCCUACUUCAUCGUCGCCGACAAGACCAUCCUCUCCAUGGCCAGGAAGCACUCCUUCGACGACGCGCCAGAGCACCUCAAGAACACCUCCUUCCACUAAUUAGACUGUAAUAACAGAUCCAUUAGCAGUGCGCGAUAAGCUGUGUGCGCCAGCCCGUACGUGUCUGCUGAAAGAUGGUGUGUAACGUUCAGCACUUACCCGAGGCUUGCAGACAGUCAGUGGUGUGGUGUACUGCUCUUCUCUGCGUGCAAGGACUUGUCUGAUCAAGUAAUCAUCAUGUAUCCAGCCAGUAAUCUUGAACUAAUAAUAACUUGCAUUUGUACAACUCA
Molecule: messenger RNA, 754 nt
Organism: Triticum aestivum (bread wheat)
Lineage: Eukaryota; Viridiplantae; Streptophyta; Magnoliopsida; Poales; Poaceae
Product: early nodulin-93
Exons: 3
Coding region: 213-524 (103 amino acids)
Source: RefSeq, a predicted model, not a curated record